Messenger RNA from Spodoptera littoralis (African cotton leafworm), 1176 nucleotides. NCBI's taxonomy places the organism in Eukaryota, Metazoa, Arthropoda, Insecta, Lepidoptera, Noctuidae. The record is from the annotation of a GenBank genome assembly.
AUGGCGACCCAAAAGUUUAGUGGACCAUCCCCAUACAAACUGCCCGCUACUUACCCAAAGGAAGACUAUUUCCACACAGACUACGUGAACAACGUGACAUUGAAUCAUGAUGUCAAGCCUCCAAAAAAACCAGUUGUGGCUGCUAUCUUUGGUCUCGGUCGUGCCGGCUCCAUCCACUUGACCAGCAUCAUCAACAACACUCGCAUCGUCCUCAAGUACGUCGUUGAUGACCGCACGGAGAGAUUUGCUGACCUCAAGAAGUACUGGAACUUCGGAAAUGAUGUUACACUGCUAGCUUCUAGCGAUGCUCAACGCGUCUACAAUGACAAAGAAGUCAACGUUGUGUUCAUUGGUUCUCCAACUUGGACUCACCACGACAUCGUAGUCAACUCCAUUGCUAACAACAAGGAUGUCUUCUGUGAGAAACCUAUUGCGGAAAAUAUUGAAGAUACUAAGAAGUGCUACGAAGCCGCUAAGUCUAAGGGCCGUGUCCUUUUCUCGGCUUUCAACCGUCGUUUUGACCCCUCCUACAGGGCCUUGAAAAACAGAGUGAGAAACGGAGAAGUUGGCCAUGUACAGAUACUUAAAGUGACUGCCAGAGACUCACCUCUACCUUCCAUUGACUACCUCAAAACAUCUGGUGGCGUAUUCCACGACUGCUUGGUACACGACUUCGACAUGGCCUGCUGGGUGCUCGGAGAACUGCCUUGCCGUGUCCAAGCCUCCGCUUCUGCCCUUAUUCCCGAAGUAAAGGCUAUCGAUGACUUUGACACCAUCGCCUUCCUUCUCACGUACCCAUCGGGAACCGUCGUCUUAGGAGACAACAGCCGUUACUCUGCCUACGGCUAUGAUCAACGAUUGGAAGUUUUCGGAAAUAAAGGUAUGAUUAAGGUUGAAAAUGAGAGGCCGUACCACUCGACUCAGGCAUACAUUGGCCAUGAAGGCGUCAAGGAAAGUCCUAUCUACUACUCCUUCCCGUCACGGUUCAGGGAGGGCUACAAAAACGAAUUGGAGCACUUCUUAGACGUCGUAACUCGUGGAGUCCCAAUGGAGGUUACUGACUAUCAGACUCUUGCCAUCAGUAAGAUUGCUACUGCAGCCGAAGAGAGCGCCCGUACUGGUAAAUCUGUGGAGCUUGACUGGAGUAAGGACGGCAUUCCCGCCAACUAUUCAUAA